This is a messenger RNA of Lactuca saligna, 882 nucleotides long. Lineage: Eukaryota; Viridiplantae; Streptophyta; Magnoliopsida; Asterales; Asteraceae. The record is from the annotation of a GenBank genome assembly.
AUGGGGAAUAUUUCCAGCCGGGUUGUGGUCCCAGUGGUACCUAUUUUGAGUUCCAUUCUUGAAAUCGAUUUUGGACUUCAUGAAUCGACUUUGGACUUCAGGGGUCAUAAGAGAAGCAAGCAGGACAAGGGUCGUAAUGGAGCUCCCAACAGAGCAAGACAAAGGCAUGAUGGUUGUGACAUGUUGAUGAUUCCCAUAACAACAAUUGUGUAUGGAUUGAAGUUAUCCUUUAUACUUUGUCGUGAGGUUCCUGUGCUCUUUCAAAAGGUUUUACAGUUGCUUGCUAUGUUGUAUACACUUUCACCUUCAAACAAGGCAUUGUCCAUGUUGUCAUCUUUUAGUAGUGUUCUAUCAGAAAGCCAGUGGGCAUCAUUUUUCCAUCAAGCAUCACUUGGAACUCAUCUAAAUCAUCAAUUGGUUUCUCGUUUUGGAAAACACAAAGACCAAAACACCACUACUGAUGUUCAUGUAAAGUUGAUGGAAGAAAGGAAUAUGAAGCCACUUUAUUUAAAUCUUGCAGCAUUAUCAGCAAGAUGCAGUAAAGACUUGGAGUUGAAUUUGGCUAAGUCAUUAUUGAGUGAGAUGGGCCAAUGUGCAACUGCUUAUCCAUAUAAUCAGUUGUUUGGAGCAUUAGUCUUAAAGAAUUAUGAAAGGCAAGAUACAACUUUACUUAGUUGGAAUUUGAUCUUCCUGGUUUCCGUUCACCUCGCAGUUGAACGAACCUCUUUUUUUUUUUCAUCGCCAUUCGCCAUUCGCCAUUUACCUCUUUCUACGGCUCCCAUCCCUUUCUAUUACACACCACUCAACAGUCGCUUCGCAUACGCAGCAACCCAUCGUCGGCAACACCAACACCUUUCAGGAGCACCAAUCUCUGAUGACUAA